GACUCAAACACCUCCGUGCUGGAGAUGGGUCGAGAAUCAAGUCCGGGCGUGGCGGCCUAGGGUGUCUCAGCCAAAUUCUUCCAUGCAGUCGUGAGGCUGAGUGUCCGAACCGCGUAGCGGAACUACAACUCCCAGGACCACAGCUGACCGGACUUCCGGAAGCCAAAGCCGGGCGGGGAGGAAGCUGCUGAGAUCCAGACAAGAGGCCGGGGGUUAAUUUAGCAAGAAAAACGGGGGGUGGGAAGAGCUAAAGGGCUAACCUGUCAAUUCGUCACCAUGAACGUGGUUUUUGCUGUGAAGCAGUACAUUUCCAAAAUGAUAGAGGACAGCGGACCGGGCAUGAAAGUACUUCUCAUGGAUAAAGAGACGACCGGCAUAGUGAGUAUGGUAUACACACAAUCGGAAAUUCUCCAGAAGGAAGUGUACCUUUUUGAACGCGUUGAUUCUCAAAAUCGAGAGAUCAUGAAACACCUGAAAGCAAUUUGUUUUCUUCGACCUACAAAGGAGAACGUGGAUUAUCUGAUUCAGGAGCUUCGAAGACCCAAAUAUAGUAUAUAUUUUAUUUAUUUCAGUAAUGUGAUCAGCAAGAGUGAUGUGAAGUCAUUAGCUGAAGCUGAUGAACAGGAAGUUGUGGCUGAGGUUCAGGAAUUUUAUGGUGAUUACAUUGCUGUGAAUCCACAUUUGUUUUCCCUCAAUAUUCUGGGUUGCUGCCAGGGUCGAAAUUGGGAUCCAGUCCAACUAUCUAGAGCAACUCAAGGACUGACAGCUCUCCUUUUAUCUCUGAAGAAAUGUCCCAUGAUUCGUUACCAGCUUUCAUCAGAGGCAGCAAAGAGACUUGCAGAAUGUGUUAAGCAAGUGAUAACUAAAGAAUAUGAACUGUUUGAAUUUCGGCGGACUGAGGUUCCUCCAUUGCUACUUAUUUUAGAUCGCUGCGAUGAUGCCAUCACCCCAUUGCUAAACCAGUGGACAUAUCAGGCCAUGGUCCAUGAACUACUGGGCAUAAACAACAAUCGGAUUGAUCUUUCCAGAGUGCCAGGGAUCAGUAAAGACUUGAGAGAGGUGGUCCUAUCUGCUGAAAAUGAUGAAUUCUACGCUAACAAUAUGUACCUGAACUUUGCUGAGAUUGGUAGCAACAUAAAGAAUCUCAUGGAAGACUUUCAGAAGAAGAAACCAAAAGAACAGCAAAAACUAGAAUCAAUAGCAGACAUGAAGGCCUUUGUUGAGAAUUACCCACAAUUUAAGAAGAUGUCUGGGACUGUAUCAAAGCACGUGACAGUGGUUGGAGAGCUGUCUCGGUUGGUCAGUGAGCGGAAUCUGCUGGAGGUUUCAGAGGUUGAGCAAGAGCUGGCCUGUCAAAAUGACCAUUCUAGUGCUCUCCAGAAUGUAAAGAGGCUCCUGCAGAACCCCAAAGUGACAGAGUUUGAUGCUGCGCGCCUGGUGAUGCUUUAUGCUCUACAUUAUGAGCGACACAGCAGCAAUAGCCUACCAGGAUUAAUGAUGGACCUUAGGAAUAAAGGUGUUUCUGAGAAGUAUCGAAAGCUUGUGUCUACAGUUGUUGAAUAUGGUGGUAAACGGGUCAGAGGAAGUGACCUCUUCAGCCCCAAAGAUGCUGUGGCUAUUACCAAACAGUUCCUCAAAGGAUUGAAGGGAGUAGAAAAUGUAUAUACUCAGCAUCAGCCUUUCUUACAUGAGACCCUGGACCAUCUCAUCAAAGGAAAGCUCAAGGAAAACCUGUAUCCUUAUCUAGGCCCCAGCAUACUCAGAGACAGACCUCAGGAUAUCAUUGUGUUUAUAAUUGGAGGAGCCACCUAUGAAGAGGCUCUAACAGUUUAUAACCUGAACCGUACCACUCCUGGAGUGAGGAUUGUCCUAGGGGGAACCACUGUGCAUAACACGAAAAGAUCCUUAGAAGAAUCUCUAAUCACCUUCCUCCCAACUUACAAGCUAUCAUUGUCCAGCAUAUUGGUUCCACUUUGUUUUUAUAAUCCCCAAAUGAAUCAUUAUUAUUUUCAAUAGUCAAUAUAUGUUAAGAUUUACCUACAUAUUUGCCCCUCCCCCCUCUUCAUCCUGGCCCUUCUUUCUGAUCCAGUAUUAUUCUUACUAAAGAACAUCUUUUAAUAUUUCUUUCAGGUUCUGGUCAACUUGACGUUUUUAUCUAAAAAUAUCUUAGUUUAGCUAAGUUUAGAAUUUCAGGUUGAUAGUUUUUUUCAGCACUUAGAAAUCAGAAGACAGUGGAAUACUGGUACUUCCCUGGCAGUCCAGUGGUUAAGACUCCGUGCUUCCACUGCAGGGGGGCGUGGGUUCGAUCCCCGGGGAGCUAAGAUCCCGCAUGCCAGUACCGUGUAGCUCCCCAAGAAAAAAAAGAGAACAAGGGAAUACUAUUUUCAGUUGUUGCUUCUUAGUAGACUUCUUAAUGAAGUCUACUCUCGAUACAAUUGUUUUUCAUCUGUAGGCAAUAUUUUCUUCUUUGGCUCUUUUUAAGAUUAUCUUUUUGUCUUCAGUGUUCUUGUUUCAGUAUUAUGUAUCUAAAUGGGGAUUUAUUUUUAUGUUACUUGGUAUGAAAAUACGUGUUUGGCAUAAUUUCUGGAAGUUUUCCAGUCGUUAUUUCUUUGAAUAUUGCAUUUUUGCCCCAAUUAUUCUGUUCUCUCCUUCUGGAACUCCUGGGAGCUAUAUGUUAGGCAUUUAUCUAUUUUUCAUGUCUCAACCUCUUAUUUAUAUUAUCCACCUGUUAUCUCUCUGUGCUGCCUUCUGUGUAAUUUUUUUCACAUUAGUAUUUCAGUUCAGUAAUUCUCUCUUCAGCUAUGUAUAAUGUGUUUAAUUUGUCCAUUCAGUUUUUAAUUUCAAAGGUAAUAUUUUUAUGCCUGUAAUUUCUAUUUGCUUUUUCAAAUUUGCC
Messenger RNA from Kogia breviceps (pygmy sperm whale), 2893 nucleotides. NCBI's taxonomy places the organism in Eukaryota, Metazoa, Chordata, Mammalia, Artiodactyla, Physeteridae. The record is from RefSeq and is a predicted model, not a curated record.